Molecule: messenger RNA, 969 nt
Organism: Prunus mume (Japanese apricot)
Lineage: Eukaryota; Viridiplantae; Streptophyta; Magnoliopsida; Rosales; Rosaceae
Source: RefSeq, a predicted model, not a curated record
AUGUCUAGAUCUGGGAUAAAUGAAAUUUUUAUUGAUAAACCCUUUUCAAUUGUAGCCAAUAUCUUAUUACGAAUAAUUCCGACAACUUCGGGAGAAAAAGAGGCAUUCACCUAUUACAGAGAUGCGAAAGGUUACACCUAUGGGUUAGGUCAACCCUACUCCACUAGUACCAAUAGGGUGCAUAGGGGAAGAAGCACUACUCCUAGGAAUCAACACACGAAAACUUUGUUUAAAUUAUCCCUUUUCCUUAUCAGGAUCGGGACUAACAAUGGUUGGGACAACAAACAUCCAUCUCGUUCGUAUUUUGGAUACCCGUAUAACCAUCGAAGACUGUUGAAGUGACUAAUUCCUGCAAAUUUAAGGGCGUUGAAGACAAAGAAAUUGUUGGAGUAACUUUUUUUUAUCUAAUACCAACAUGCUUGAUGUUAAGGAAAGAUCUUCUACAAGAAGGUUGGCUAGAGAUUUCUUGUAAAAACACCAGCCCCGCUUAGUUUAUAAUGAGAAUAUUUCAGUCUUUUUGAUUCCAUGUAUUAUUAUCAUUAUGCACAUAAAGGAGGAGCCGUAUGAGAUGAAAAUCUCAUGUACGGUUCUGAAACGGAGAUUCUUUGAAUCGAAUGACGACCGUAACGGAUGUCGGCUCAAUCCGAAGGAAAUUAUGCGGAAGCUUUACAGAAUUAUUAUGAAGCUAUGCGACUAGAAAUUGAUCCUUAUGAUCGAAGUUAUAUACUCUAUAACAUAGGCCUUAUCCACACAAGUAACGGGGAACAUACGAAAGCUUUGGAAUAUUAUUUUCGGGCCCUAGAGCGAAACCCAUUCUUACCACAAGCUUUUAAUAAUAUGGCCGUGAUCUGUCAUUACGUGCGACUAUCUCCACUAUAGAAAUAAAAAAAGGAAAGAAAGAAAAAAUCCGUUAACGUUAAUAAAUACUAGAAACAAAGAGUAGGCUUUCUACAUAUGUAUCGUUCAAAA